UGCAAUAAAAGUAUUCUGCGUUACAGUACACAGUAGUUUAUUUAUUCUCCCCCACGGCUGUUUGCGUUUUAUACCCUUGGCACUCUUCCUUAAUGUGACGCUACACAAUUACAGGUGCUGGUGACAAAUCAGAGGUCAGUAGUCCACAUGAUGACUCAGAGCUGAAUAUGUACAAUAAAGGCUGCAAAGCGUAAACAGGCUUAAUUAAACCGAGUUUCAUUCUCACGCACACGCACAAACACAAAGAUGCACACCUCACCACCAGUCCAUCCUCUCGGUCUAAUUAGAGGGAGUGGUUCAAUAGUGCGCCAGACUUCGGCAAACAAAGGGUUAAACUGCUGAGCCAGUUGAGCGCACCAUCCAACCGGGCUGUGUCGCUAGGGGAAGAUAUAGGGUACUUGUGGAGAAGCAACAGAUCUCAGCUGGAAAACAACCGCACAUCUGGCACGCGGGACGACCAAAUCUGAGGAGGAAGAAUCAGUCAAAUCUUUCACUGCAUGAUUAGAUGGACUGGACCGGUGGAUCAAUCUCUGACUUCCAAAUCACGAGCAGGGACGAGAAAAGUUGCCAAAAUUAGUUGUGGAUUUGAUUUUGGCGCUGCAGAAUUUGGAUAUUUCUUUGUUUUUUAAAAAAGGGGGAGAUGAUCGUCACAUAUUUUCUGACUCAGCGUUUUCUCCUAUAGGAAAUACCGUGCGUAAAAGCCAAUUAUUUUUUUCUGGCAAUAAUAUGUCUUUGUGGACGGGAAAUAAGUCCAACAUCUUUGCUCCCGUGGACAGGAAUUAAGUAUAACAUCUGGAGGCAACAACUCAAAACACGUUGUCCAAUCUAUUCGACUAAAACGUUUCCAAACACAGAUCGAGUUCCACCACCUGCGUUUUGCUUUUUUCAGCCUCCAGACUGAGUUUUGUUACAGGUGGUUUUCAUCGCGCUUUACCAUUACUAUGCACCUUAACAAUCAGCAAUAAACGAGCCACAUGGGUGUGAAAUGAAGGCUCACUUUGCUUUAAUUUUCUGAUUCCCCCCCCCCAGUGGACAACAGUUUGAACCAGGGGCGAACAGCCAGUAGGUCUGCUUCUAAAUGAUAAGCUCGGUUUGUGUUUCGUCUUACCGAGGACGCAAGUCAGGCAACAAACCUCCGUCUAAAUCAUGUCUGAAGGAAGACAUGGCCAGAGGGGAAGACUCGGAUAAAAUUAUUAUUAACGUGGGCGGCACUCGACACGAGACCUAUAAGAGCACCCUCAGGACCCUGCCGGGGACGCGCCUGGCAUGGCUAGCAGACUCGGAGUCGCAGGUCAGCUCCGACUCAGACAUUGCGUCCCCGAGUGCCACCGAGUUCUUCUUCGACAGACACCCCGGCAUCUUUGCGUACGUGCUCAACUAUUACCGGACAGGCAAGCUGCACUGCCCGGCUGACGUCUGCGGGCCUCUAUUCGAGGAAGAGCUGGCGUUUUGGGGUAUAGACGAGACUGACGUGGAGCCAUGCUGCUGGAUGACCUACCGGCAGCACCGGGACGCAGAGGAGGCCCUGGAGAUAUUUGAACCGCCCGACCCAGAAGACACCGACGACGAGAGAGAGAUGCCGAGGAGGUUCGGCAUCGAAGACGUCCCCGACAGGUCGAGAGGCUGCCGCGAAAUUUGGCAGCCAAAGAUCUGGGCGCUGUUUGACGACCCGUAUUCAUCUAGAGCAGCCAGGGGAGUUGCACUUGCCUCUCUCUUCUUCAUCCUGGUGUCAAUCACCACCUUCUGCCUGGAGACCCACGAUGCCUUCUAUGAAGUGCAAAACUGGACGGAGCAUGUUGUACAGGGCAACGUGACAAAGAACAUCACAAGGAACGAAAUAGUGACCAACCCAGUCCUCUUCACCGUGGAGGGCAUCUGUGUAGUCUGGUUCACGUUUGAAUUUCUGGUGCGCAUAAUAUCCUGCCCAGAUAAAGUAGUCUUCAUCAGAAACAUGCUCAACAUCAUUGACUUUGUGGCCAUUCUACCGUUCUACCUGGAGUUGGCUCUGAAAAGUCUGUCAUCCAAAGCUGCCAAUGAUGUGCUAAACUUCCUCCGUGUGGUCCGGUUUGUUCGAAUCCUCCGGAUUUUCAAGCUGACGCGCCACUUUGUAGGCCUGCGUGUCCUGGGUCACACGUUGAGGGCUAGUGUCAAUGAAUUCCUCUUGCUUAUUAUCUUCUUGGCGCUAGGUGUGCUCAUCUUUGCCACCAUGAUUUACUACGCUGAGCGUAUUGGAAUCCAGCCUGAUGACCCCACAGGCUGCAAUCACACACACUUCAAGAAUAUCCCCAUCAGCUUUUGGUGGGCAGUGGUCACUAUGACCACACUGGGCUACGGAGACAUGUAUCCACAGACGUGGCUCGGCAUGAUGGUAGGGGCGCUGUGUGCACUGGCUGGGGUGCUGACCAUCGCCAUGCCGGUUCCCGUCAUCGUCAAUAACUUUGGGAUGUACUACUCGCUGGCUAUGGCAAAACAGAAGCUGCCAAAAAAGAAGAAGAAGCACAACCCAAACCCUGAUGCUCCAACUGACUCGGCCUCGUUUGGGAAGUCAGAAACAAACUCGCACAGAGACAGUACUCAGAGUGACACGUGUCCACUGGCUCCUGAGGAGAACAUCAGUAGGAACCGCUCAGACUCCAAACAGAACGGCGAUGCAAAUGUGGCCCUUUCAGAUGAGGAAGGCUGUAGUUUGACCCAGCCGCUGUCCCCCAGCGAAAAGUGGACAUUGCGGUGUUCCCGAGGCCGAGACAAGAAUAAGAAAGAGGGCACCUGCUUCCUCCUAACCUCAGAGAACCCCAGCGUUCAAACUGAGAGCUGUAAAGACAUCCUCGCUGCCACGGGAAACUAUGCUCAGCCGGAGGUCACCACUCUGACCUGAUGCUGAUUGGCUAUGAAAAGGAGAAAGAGCGUGAUUUCCUCAGUGGCGUACACUUCCCUUCCUGAAUGAACUGCCGAAGAGAUUCUUUGAAUUCAGGAUGAGAACUUUUGUUUUAAGUUGCAUAGCACAUUUAUCACAUGUACACUUACUUACAUGUUAGAGAGCAUUUUGCAUGUACUGCAUGCUCAAGCAUUGUAUGAUACUCCAAAAAAAUGGCUACCAUUCAUAUGCAUUUUAUUUAGUGGAUAUGUCAUAGCUUGACUCCAAGGCUCUGAAAACAUUUUUUUGUUUGUUCUCAAUUAGCAUCACAGAUUUAUUCCAAAGUGACGUUAAGGUCACUUCUCUGCCUGAUUUGAAGUCGAGAAAGUGUGCUAUCACAUUCCUCCGUGCACCAGUUGAAUCUGAAUCUGGUGUUUGGGCACUAUAAUUCAAAUAUAUUGAAGCCACACAAUCGAUAAUCUGGGUUUUCAAAAAAGACACUCUUAGUCAACUUGGAUUUAAAAAAAAAAAUGUAAUUGCGAAUCUUAAAUGUUACAGACCUAAAACUUAAAGAAAGUUUUCAGGGGCUUUUGCGAGUCUGUUGUAAACAUCCUUUUUAUGUGUUAUUACAUUCGUUACCGUGUUACUUUCUAUUAUCAUGUGUCUGCUUUGGGAGUCAACACACAUUAGCAAAACCCAUACAUUGUAUACGGAGUGAGAAAAUCUGCUUGUGAAUAUGGGUUUGUACAGCAAAACGCCUACUGUGAAAAAGGACAAGAUGGAAACUUGAAGUCAUUGAUCGAUGUCAACAAAUUAGACCCACAUUUUUUUUAUUUUAUUUUAUCAUGUGGUCUCUGUUCUGCUGCUUUUUAGAACCAACCACAUGGAAACAUGCAGAUUCUUUGCCAGGGACUAGAUGUGAUAUGAACCCGGCCAGGAAACACAUUGUUUGUAAAUCCUUGUACAAUAAGAGUUUAACAAAAGAAAAGAAAAUCAAUGGAGCAGUAUUGUCUGUCUGUUACAUUAGCUAUACACAGUUGAUGUAUCAUUACUGGUUGAGUGAGGACCAAAUGUAGACUCAAUUAGAUUAGAUGGUAAAAGACUUUCAGUACAUGUUGGUAAAGAUACAUACAGUACAAUAUCAUCAUCUCCACUUGUGCCUCAUGUUGAGUAAUGGAGUUUAAAUGUGUGCAGUAGUGUAAUUCAAUUGGUUAGUUAACAUUUCUACUUGUGUUGUAAAAACUCUGUUACAUGUUUGAAAAAGAGAAGCAGGAGUCUUUUUCUUUUUUCAAGACUUAUAAUCUAGUCCUCAUGGUCUACCAUAGUGGCCUUAUGUUAAAUAAACAAAGGGAAAGCUCAUUUUACCUUCAUUAGAAUCUUUCUAUGCUGAUGCAGAUGUUUGUAAUAUAUAAGCACAGCUGUAUGUAUGUAGCACAGUGCAAUACUCUAGGUCAUUAAGCUCUUUUCUUGUCUGUUCAUGUGGAUGCAACGUUAAAAUUGCUGUUGACCAAUGAAAGCUUAUUUUAAUAAUUCACCUUUUAAGCCUCAUUUCCUGUUUUCCCUGUUCCGUGUACUCAAAUAUGACGGUCAAGCACAGUAGGCUGGUUUAACAUUUCUCCGGUAUGCACUGUAUAGGUGACCGUGAUGGUUUUUAACCCGGUAAGAUGUCAUGUGUGUAUGUGUGCGUGCCUGUUUGAGUGUGUGGGUGUGAUGUUUAACCAUGUAGGCAUGCAUUUAUAUGCAGAAAAUCAAAUAAAAUCAAUUUCUUCCCAGAUGUUGAAGAUAAA
Molecule: messenger RNA, 4641 nt
Organism: Oreochromis niloticus (Nile tilapia)
Lineage: Eukaryota; Metazoa; Chordata; Actinopteri; Cichliformes; Cichlidae
Gene: kcnc4
Product: potassium voltage-gated channel, Shaw-related subfamily, member 4
Exons: 4
Coding region: 1079-2875 (598 amino acids)
Biological process (GO): action potential; protein homooligomerization; potassium ion transmembrane transport
Cellular component (GO): postsynaptic membrane; voltage-gated potassium channel complex; axon terminus
Molecular function (GO): protein binding; delayed rectifier potassium channel activity
Source: RefSeq, a predicted model, not a curated record